This is a messenger RNA of Sphenostylis stenocarpa, 258 nucleotides long. The record is from the annotation of a GenBank genome assembly. NCBI's taxonomy places the organism in Eukaryota, Viridiplantae, Streptophyta, Magnoliopsida, Fabales, Fabaceae.
AUGAAAGACAAGACUCUGGUUAUGGGGGCAGCAGCUUUUCCUGGUGGUUGGGGUGGUGGAAGUGGUGGUUGGGGGGUGGAAGUGGUGGAGCUAAUAACAAUGACGGUGGUGGCUGGGGACAGGAGAUUGGUGGUACUGGUCCAAGUGAUGGUGAUCAAGGAAGCUCUGGCUGGGGAACUGCCCCCAAAAAAGCAGCAGCCGGGAACGGAUGGGGGUCUGGAAAUUCUGGUGGUUGGUGAACUUAAAGCUUUAGUUUAG